GCUGAUGACGGUGGCAGACAGCGCAGGUCAGUUUCUGAGUAGUGUUACUGGUAGGAGGAGUACUUACCAAGAUAAUGUAAUUUCCUCCAGCGACCUGCUAUCAAAAGACGGGAGAACGGAAACAAAAAAACAACCAAACGAAUGAAGCCUAGGCCGUGUGACAGACAAUUGAGUUCCACGCGAAAGGACGCUGCCGCAAAAACGUCUCACACAUUGUUUUGAAGGCCUGUUGCUAGCGACGAGAAAUCCUCGGGCUAGCCCCGGUAGACACCGGGCCGGGAGAGCGCAAAGGACCACCACAGGAGCUCCGUGAACCUGUUUGACCGGUCACGUUUUACAGUUUUCGGGGGGCCUGCCUCAUAACCAAAUCUUUUGAUCCUCAAAGGCGAAUGAAAAGCAGUGUAACGUAAGACGCUUUUAUUUUGACAGCUAGCUAACAUUAGCUGUCUUGUGUUUACAAGCUAAGUUAGCCGUGAUCCUCUGGAGAAGUUUACUCUGAGCUUUAUUUGUAGCAGUUGGGAUUUGCAUAUUUGACUCGGACCACCCUAGUUGUGGUGGACUGUAUGCUUGGUUUUGCUUUUGUGUACCCUGACUUCAGGUGGCUAGUCAGGGAUCGGGAUGAGGAGGUCUUCGAGCUAAGGUUAUCAUAUCGUCAUGAUUAUAGAAGAAGUUUGCUAAAUUGUUCUGACAAAAGGAGUUCAACUCCAUUUCGUGCUUACCAAAGAUUUCGUUAGUUCACUAGAGGACGGUUACCCGAAUGAAGGCUCACAAAGAUGAGUGGAUUUUGAUCUUGUUGGGACACUCGGGUGUCACCUGUUCUGCUUGGCAUUAGUAACUGAACAUCAACACCCCAGCAUCUGCUGUGCUGCAACAGAAGACACUGACCUGCCGCUUCACUCUCUUGAGCUGAUUUGCUCAAGAAAGAUCAUCUUCAAAACAGCCAAAAUGAAUCGUUACCUGCCGGUGGCUCGACAGCACUUCCUGGCUGCCCUUGCCAGCACCAGUGUGGUGGUCAAAUCUAUAAGUGCAGUGGUGGUCGUCCUCUAUCUGUUGUCAUGGGCUGUCGACACUCCAUACGCUCUGGGGGUGACCCCGGGAUACUUAUUUCCUCCUAACUUCUGGAUGUGGACACUGGUGACCCAUGGGGUGGUGGAGCAGCACAUCUGGGGUGUGGCAGCCAAUGUUGGGACCGUUAUGGCUUGUGGGCGACUCCUGGAGCCUCUGUGGGGUGCUUUGGAGCUCCUGAUCUUCUUUACUGUGGUCAAUGUGUCUGCAGGCCUCCUGGCAGGCCUCUCCUAUCUCCUCACCUACGUUGCCACCUUUGACCUGGACUUCUUGUUUGCUGUCCGCAUCCAUGGGGCAUCAGGGUUCCUGGGAGGUGUCCUUGUGGCACUGAAGCAGACUAUGGGGGACACUACAGUACUCAGAGUGCCACAGGUGAGUAUAGUACAAGAUUGUUUCUGUCUUGUUUUGAUGCUAGGGCCUGUACCAGACCAGUGAGAAAGUUGGAAUAAGAAUGUAGCUAAACAAGUAUUUUCUCAGCUCAAACCACCAAACCUCUUAUCCUCAUCUGUAAAUGAACAGGUCUAUGUCAGAUGUUGACUAACAUGUAUGUAGAUCCGCCUGUGUCAGUCACCAAGUAGAAUUGAAAAGUACUUUAAUAAGUUUAACUUAACAGAGAAUUUCAUCCUCGAGAAGUAGUGGGUAGGAUUGAAGGAUUUCCCAAUACAAAAGCUAUGUAUCAGUUACAUAUGUCUUAGGUAUGCACUUAAUAGGACUUUUGGCCUGUGUCAGUCUCAAAGCCUUUGGAGAUACCCAGCUCUCAGCCGUUAAAGAAGCACAGUGGGUUCAAAGUGUCGCUUCCAAAAAGACAAUGAUAAUGUGGAAGUCACCACAUUUACACACUUAACUUUGGUGUUGUUUCAAAACAAGUUUAAUUCAUGAAAAUCAAUAAAUGUCAAAGACAUCUUACAGUGCAACAGCAAGUCAGUGCUGGAAGUAAACAUGUCCAUAGGCUUUUUUUUUGUUCUUCAGUAGAAACAACACCUAACAAAUGUAACAACACCUGUGUAAAUCGACUGCAGGACUUAGGCUGAGAAAAAUGUCCUUUUUGCAUGCAUGGGGAUUUUGCAGUGAGGGGACUUCCAACAUCGUUUUAUAAUGAAUUUUAAGGGGGCAGGAUGUUUUUGAUUGAAAAGGUAAACAUUGUUUUUUUGUGUGUGUUUCAUAAAUACAGAGGGUCAAGUCAUUUUAAUCAAUGAAAAGCCAGAUAUAAGGCCCUAUUGUUUGUCUGAAAGCCAUGUGUGUUUAGCCAACAGUUUAAGUUUGAGCUGUCCAGUGUUUUGUCUGCUGAACACGUGUUCUCUGGUUCAGGUGUGUCAUUCUCUUCUUAGUUUGGACUACAGUGUGAUCUGUUCAUUCACGUCACGAUAAAAAUGCUCUUCUAUCUAGAGGCAUACUCUCACUGUUUAAAAAGGGUUUAGAUUUUGCUUGAGCACACAUUUCCAGUGCAUCACUCGUGCAGAAAGGCCUCUAUGCCUCAGCGUUCUUAUUUCAGCCUUUUGUGCAGCUUAUAAGUUUGUUAAAUGACUGAGUUUCUUCAGUCUAAUCUUCCACCCUUCACUGGGGCAUUUUUCCUGUGAUUUCUGGUUGCCGACCUGGCAUGUUAACAGCUGUUGUUUAGUGUUCCAAUUUCUGAAUCUAGCCAGAUAGAGGGGGUUGUGGCAGCUCUCCCUUUUGCCUGAAGAUUUCAUCUACCAAAGACUGAAAUAUUUGUCUCUUUUCUACCCUAGGUAAGACUCAAAGCAGCACCAGCUUUGGUCCUCCUCCUGCUGGCCAUUCUGCGCCUGUCUGGACUUCUCGACAGCUCCGCCCCUUUGGCUUCAUACAGCUAUGGCGCUCUGUCCGGAUGGGUCCACCUGCGUUUUUACCAAAGGCACAGCCGGGGCCGCGGUGAUAUGUCAGACCACUUUGCCUUUGCUAGUUUCUUCCCUGAGGCGCUGCAGCCAGCCGUGGGGCUGCUGGCUGGGUUGGUUCACUCGGCCCUGGUGAAAAUAAAGGUUUGCAGGAAGAUGGUGAAGAGGUAUGACGUGGGGGCGCCCUCCUCCAUUACUAUUAGCCUGCCAGGGACGGACCCACAAGAUGCAGAGAGGAGAAGGUGAGUUAGAGAAAACAGGAAGAUAAAGAGCACAAAAACAUGACUUAAAAUACACACACACCCAGACAGUUAAAUUUACAACUGACAGAGAGACACGUUGCUGCAUAAGUAUUGUUUUUUAGUUUUAUUUACUCAGGGAGAGUUUGUUGAGCCUUAGUCUUUUUUUCUGUCGCAGCAAACAGUUGAAACGUGUUCAUGUGGUCGCUCUACAACACACAGCUUCUGACAGCUUUAGAAGUAUUGGUGAGUGUGUUUAAGAGUCAGUUUUUCCUACCUCUUGAUUGACACAGAGGCAGACACACUGCCAAGCUGUCACAUAGAUUAAGUUACACCAAGAUGAAUAUGCCAGCAUGCAUCUUGGCAUAUACAAGGGAUGGGCAUUGUAAGAAAGUCCCUCGAUUAAUUAAUCAUUGAUUUACAUCGAUUUUUUUGUACCAAUGGCAGAAAACGUGUUUUUCCUCAUUGAAAUACCCCCCUCCGUGAGCACUGCGCGCUUCAUGCUCACUUGUGCUUCCUACUUGCCCGGCUACCAUAAUAACUGUUGUUUUUUUCCUUAUAAAACGCUAAAAUCUGGGACAUUUCCAGGUACAACUUUAACCAGGGACUGGCUAUUCAAAAUGGGGACUUUCCCCUGAAAUUGGGGAUUAUCUGGUCACCCUACACAGUUUGUGUGUGCUAGCAAGGAGCUGAUGGUAGGUUGAGACUGAGAGCACUCGGAGGAUUCAUUAACCUCAGUUAGAUGUUUGACCCUUAGGUGGAACAUCAUCGGGGUCGUUGUCGUGUUUUACUUGUGCACAGGAUCGCAGUGUUUGCUGCAAACUUCAUCAUUUUUCCCUUUGAAGUGAUCCCACACCACACUUAGUCUUGCUUUCUUCAUGUUUGUUUGUUCGUUUUGACUUGUACAGAAGCCCGCUGACGCUCUAUCACUCCGCUUGUAAAAUGUCAAAAUCCUUUAGAACGGUGAUAGUCACUGCAUUGCUUCAACCCACACACACACACACACACACACACACGCACAGACUGGACAAAAAAGGUAUCCCUCCUGAUCAGCAGAGGUUGAUCUUUGCUGGAAAGCAGCUAGAAGAUGGAUGCACGCUCUCAGCCCUUUUUAAUAAUGUUAUAUCGAUUGAAAUUUUGGGUGAUCAAUGUAAUUCUUAAUGAUCAAUCGAUCAUCGAUUAAUCGUGCCCAUUCCUAGUCUAUACACGCACACAUAUAGACUUUGAUCCCCUCAGUAUAAGUGGAUAAUUCUAUUUUUUGCCAAAUAGUUCAGUUGUUUAUUCUUGAGCUGCAGCCUUGGUUUGUUUCCGUGACAUGGGGACUUAGUUGUUAGUGUAAAAUAUUUUUGUUUAUAAGAGUUUUCCAAAAUGAUUUGGGCACAUUGCAUAGUAGGCAGUUCAUAUUAACGUUUCACACAACUUCGUGGUGCUGCUCAGUGAAACAAUGUAGUGAAACCAAUGGUUUAAAGGAGAUUUUUAUCCAGUUCCUGGUUGCACUUAUUGUGUCUUAAACUUCUUUAGGGAAGUGUUUCUCUCUGUCACCAUCACAUAUAUACACAUGUACACUGCUAUGUUAAUGGAGUAAGGGUCUCUGUUUAUUGUGUACUCAUGGAGAGGUCAGGCUAGAAUAUAAAAAAAGAAAGAAGUUUGUACAUUCAACAAAGUGACUCAAAGUCAAGUUUGAAUUCUUGAAUUUUAUGACAAAAAUAACAUUUCUGAUGUAUUUUUGUUGUGGCUGAUAUUAUCAAAGGACUAUAUAAAAAAAGUGAAAGAAAGCUUUUCCUAGUUGUCUCUGUUUUUAGUAGAAUCUGUUUUCUUUCGUUGUGAGUUACCACAUUUAUCAGCCCGGUCACAUUAUGUAGGACACCAAUGUGGCAGGUAGCCAGAUUUUGUAUUGUUGCUGAUUUUUUCUUUGAAGGAAAUCUGAGACACUGUGACCACCAGCUUGUUACUCAAACUAUAGUCCUUUAUGAUCCCUACAAUUGAAUAGGCUAACCUAAUUUAUGCCCCAAAGAGAGCAAGUCUUCCCAAAUUGGAUCUUAGUGCAAUUUUCCAUACAUUUCAUAUAAUCAACACCAAGCAGUGAAAACAUUAAUCCCAUCAUGUCGAAGACUUUGAUUUAAUGCAGCAUUGAGAAAUAGAAAUGGCUUUCUGACUGUGAAAUGAUACAUCCCAUGAUCUCAAUGCCUAAUCCCUGCAGGAGUUUUUCCCCCACAGGGUCUGAUAACAAAAACAUGACAAACAAAUGUCCCUUUCAUUGAUUUACAGAUCUGGGCUCUGAAUCCUUUAGUAGUUUGUGAUACCUUUAUCUCAAUUUUACGCAAAGUCCAUCGAAAAUACUCACUUCUGCAGUAAAAAGGCCAGCUAAUAGGGUAGAGUGGGGUAAGAUGAGCCAUUUUUCAUAUUUCAGAUCACUACAUCAAGGCGAUCAUAGUUUUGUCUCUAACUAGUGUAUCGAUAUAUAUUUCAAGAUUUUGUGCAUCCCUGCAAACCAACAGAAUGAGUGUAAACAGAACUGUAAUUUUGAUAAUUUAGCAUGCCAAAAAAAAGUGGUCUCCUAUGGUCAGCUUACCCCGUGUAUGGGGUAAGUUGACCAUAGGAGCGGGGUAAGUUGGGCUGUAUCCUCACAAUCCCCCCACCCCUUCCUCACCUUCUCUUUCCCUAAAUAACAGUCACUUCUUCACAUUCAUUUGUGUUUUUAUCUAUUAUACGCUAUUCAACUGGUACAAUAAUUCUUUUUAUUAUUAUUGCAUAUAACUGCUAAAAAGCUGUUUUGUAAAAAAGCCAUUUUAACAUGAGAAUGCCUUUAGAUGAUUCAGAACAUUCACAGCUGUAUUUUUGAAAAGAAAAAGUAACACAUUUCAACAAUCUGAAGUGAAACUCUGAUCCUCUCAUCAGACUCCUUUACUUUCUCAGUUGGACCACUGGCUCAACUUACCCCAGAACUACUAUAAUGACUUUAUUAGUCCUCUAAGCUAAAAUGGUGGACUUCUAUACUAGGUUUUUGACCUCAUGUUGUAGCUCAUAGAUACCACAAUGGAUGUAUGAAAAAAAAUAAAAUGAUCUUAUUUGAUCUAAACGCAAUUCUAAUAAAAUUUAUGACAGACUAAAUUCACUUUCAAGAGUGAAAAAUGUUAUUUGUAAAUAAAUGUCUAACACCUUCACCCAUGUGCUACUAACCUUCACAGACUUCAUGAAUUGAUGCCCAUCUCCCAAAUAUUUGGUCACAUGAUCAAUUUCUUUGACCAUUUUCAAGCAGCAGGGGGUGGCUCAACUUACCCUUUGGCUCAUCUUACCCCACUCUCCCCUAAUCAUUGUGUUAGGAGACUAUCACACCGUCAUAGUUGAAGUUGAAGUUGAAAUAAACUUUUGUAGUACCAGCAGGCUGCGGCUGUGAUGCCUCUGCUUUUACAUCAGUCUGUCAAUGAAAAUACUGAAAGUCCCACUCUGAUCAUUUUCUUUUGUUUUGUUUUACUACUGAAAGGGUUCUCAGUGGUCUUUAAAUUGUGAUUAAAAAGUAUAAAGUCUGUGAGAAGUUCACAGCGAUUUGAAAUCAGAGCUACUCAGAAAUGCAAUUUUGCACUUGUUUUUCUUAUGAUAUGUCCUGUAGCAUCAGAAAAAUGAACAUAUGAACAUGUAGACAACAAGAAAAACUUGAUUUUCAUCGGAGUGGGUCUUUAAGAAAACAUAGACACUGAGUACAGUAUGUAGUUGUUAGAAACAUUUGGCAGAUAAGAGUUGUAGAAAUAGAGUAUCGGUAAGCAUGUUUGAAUAUGUUUGAUCACCUGAGCAGGAAAAUCCUGUCAACAAAGAAUAAGCCGUCAAAGUCAGAACUUUCAACUGGGCAUGAUGCUUUUGCAAAACACUGAGCAAUCACUCACCACUGUAGUUCUGGUGUUGACCUCCAGGAACUUGUUUCAUACAUUUAUUGAAGCACGCUGUUAUUGAACUAUUUGAUCACUCUUCCAUGAAGCCCUAAAACAAUAAUAAACAGGAGCCCCUUGUUGUGCAGCUGUAAUGAAUGUCAAGUGUCCUUCUUUCUCUAUCCCCAUAGACAACUUGCCCUCAAGGCUCUAAAUGAGCGUCUGAAACGUGUGGAAGACCAGUCCGCUUGGCCCAGCAUGGACGACGAAGAAGACGAUGAUGAGGACGAGGUCAGAACUGACACACAGCCACUCCUCCCUGGUGGGCGUGACCCCUCCACCUCAACACCAAGACAAGCAGGUGGACCCAUUGGUGCCUCCACUUCCUCAUCCUUAAUGUCGCAGAGUGUUGGAGCAGCCUCCACAGGUGGACCGCCACACCCAGAGUCCAGCAUCAUCAGCUUUGAGGAUGCACCUUCCACAUCCUAACAAACAGAACCCACAUGUAAAUAAACACACACUCUGUUCUGUUGCAUAGACGGGUAUACUGGCAUAUUCAGUCGUCUGUCUAGUAUACAGUUAUGUCCAGUGACAGCGAAUAGGCACACUCUAACUCAAAAACACAAACACACAAAAUAUCCUUCAGCAGUUUGUACACAAGAUGGUUGUCACAGACUCACUGUCAAGGCUGUUGAAAGUCCAGUGGGAGGCUUACUGUACAGUUCUUUCAGUUCAGACCUGGUGGCUGUAAAUGCUCUGUGUACCCGGGCAAACUGGACAUAAAAUUCUCCUCUUCCUUUCUGUAGCAGACCACAGCUCUUCAAAAAUUCUGUCUAGUCUGGAUUUAAUCCCUAAUGCAGGGCCCUGUCCACUGUUUUGCGUGUCUUUUCCCCUUGCUUUCUAAAUAAAUAACAAAAUGGGUGUACAAUAGUCUUUUUUUAAGUCUUUAUGAAGCAGCCUUAAGUGUUCUCUGAGAAAGCUGUCUAUGACAGAGACUCAACUGAUUUUGAUAUUGGAUGGAGAGCCGACUCUUCAUGCACUGUUUUGAGUAGUGCUCAGAGAUGACACCAGCUUUUGUGCACUGGUUUUACAUCAGUAACUAAGAGUAGAGAGUAGGAAGUUCAAAAAGCAGGUGUUCAACACUGACUGCUGGACCAGAAGAGAGAAGCUGCUGCAGGCCUGUCAGGCUGAUGAACUUUGACACACAACUUCAAGAUUUGAAGAGGUGCUGGGUGAGCAAACUUUGUGUCUUUGGAACAACAGGUAGAGCGUAAGAUAAUAUAUCAGUUUUUAAUACCUUGGUGAAGGUUAAAUGGAAAACUCUUGUUUUUUAUUUUUAUUUUUUUUAUAACUUUUUUUUCGGGCAGGUUAGAAACAUCCGUACAAUCAAAAAAGAAAAGGACAGUUUUUGAGACCUAACGAGACCUGUUACUGGGGUUAUACUCACACAGAGCUUCGGAUGGUGAUUAUGAUUUGUUCCUGUUUUUUUGAUAUAGGAGUUGAUCAUAUUUUGAACAUUAUCUAUUCUAAAGCAUCAUUCUGUCCCCUUUUCACUCACAAAUCGUUCCACUACAAUGUCAGCAACAGUUUUUUAAAUAUCUUGGUCCAUUUGAUGCUGAAAGUGUUUGCUGACUGCUACAGUUGUAGUCGUGAUUACUGCCACAUCACAAAUGUUGAGAGUAUUUGUGUUGGGUAAGGACGGACUGUCUAGAAUCCAAAAUACAUAACUUGCAGAUUCAGAGUUGGUAUAUUUGCAGCAAGUUAAUUUUUGGCAUCUUAGCCUUACAAUGAUAGAUGAUUUCAUAGAGGACACCUGAUUUAUCCUCAGCCUGGACAGAUUUCCAUUGAAAUCCUUUGCACUUGUAACUUCUUUUAUCCUGAAAUCACUGACCAAGCAGGAGCCUGUGAUGAAUAAUUCCUCAGUGAGGAUGAUGGGCUGCUAAAUUACUUUGUCCAAAAUGCCUCGUCAAUUCUAUUUGGACCAAAAGGUCAGCGAUCCAUUCAUUUGGUCUGCAGUCAUAGCUGCAGAUGUCUUAUGCUAUUAUGCUAAUGAUCAGCUCAGUGACAUCUCUAUUUCCCAUCUGUCUUUGUCUAUUAAAGUCAGUUGAAGCAAACAAAUAAUUUGCAGUGAUGGAUCACAGCGUUUCUGCUAAAUUGUUCUAACCCCUAAACUAAUGUUUGUGGGUAAGACAACAAAGUCCAACUCAUUGACAGAGUAAAUGAUAAAAGAGGGGAAAGUACACAUGUAGAUCUUUCAUUGUUUUUCCAUCAUUAAUCAAUUUCAUCUGAUUUGUUUUGCUCAUUAACUCAGCGGGCUCCUCUUAAAGCAUUGCAAAUGAAGAAUUUGUGGCUACACAGUGUUUUGAUUUCCUACAGAAUGUGCUUUUACAUAUUGAAUUCAAAAUGAAGAGGGUCUUUGUUUCACAUUUAUCAUUUCCACUUCUUCUGCAGAAAUAAUCUUGUUUUGACCCUGCUGAUGAUUAAACACGUCCCUGAUUGAGUAAGCCUUAUAAAGCUAACCGAAACAGCUGAAUCAAAAGUAACAACAGACUCAAUAUCUAAUUUGCAAUUUGAUAAUCUCUAUGAACUGCCAGGAAAAGCCUCCUUCUCUUGUGUCUGUCCAGAGGAAGCAGUAUGGGUGUUUUAACCAGUUUGUGAGGUUGAAUGAGAUUGUGAUUUAAGCGCCAAAAGAACCCUGACAUGGUGUACAAGGUUUUAUUUAAAUGUUUUGUAAUCAGAAAAUGAAGUUCUCUCAUGGAAAGAAUGUUAGAAAUCCAGAGUUAUGCGAGUCUAAUUCCUGGUCAGCUUGGCCUUCUCUGUGGAAACUUUCAAACCACAGACUCAAAUUAAGUCUGACCUUGUGCUUUGCUGACGCAUUUUACACAACAUAUUUGAAGAAAAACUUUUCCUUCUUUCUUAUUGAUCGAAUCCUUCACAUUGCUGUAUGACUGAAUGGUUUAAACUGUGGAAUAAGCCAAAACUGUAAAGGGAUGUGCAUCUACCUACACGGUGAUUUGAGAAAAAGAUAGUUGGAUGGAAGCGUGUUGUGCACAUGAUGUGAUAAGCCAUAACAGGGUUGAUGAUUUUCUGUGUGUCCUUUCUUGUGUUUCUCAUGUUUCUCUCUCAUUUCAUUGACUUCUAAAUCUAGAGAUUGUAUGUAGUGGUGAAUGAGUGGAGCUUUUCUGUAACUGGGUAUGGCAGUGAUCAUAAUAACAUGAAUAAAUAAACUAAAGGAAAGGAGAUCAUGUCUGUCAAACUAAAGCUGUGCUCAAAUGUCUGAAAGCUCAGGCUGCAUUCUUCCAUUGAAGUAUUUAGAUCAGCAAUGAAGGGAAAUUCACACAAAUACACCCCCUCCUCAUUCAUUAUCUGUUUACUUGCUAGCUUCUCUGGGAAUAGCAUGAUAGCUUUAUUCUGGUUUGGCUUCCAGCAGAAAUCUGGCUGCAUAAUACAAUAAAAAAUAAUCAGUGCAAAAAUACACUCUAAAAUGAAUGCCUGGGGGUAACAGAAAUUGUGUAAUUUUUUUGCAGUUGUGGUUUGAUCGGUGGAAAGGUGUAGGAAUACUGUUGCGUUGCAGAUCAAGACUGGUUGCUCUGAUUUUCAGCCAGAUCCCAGCUCUCCAUCCCAGUACACUCCUUUUAGCUCCCCUUCUUUUUAACCUGGUUGUAAACAUCCUAAAAGAGGAUGCAGAAUUUAUCUCGCUCUGUCUGUAUUAAUGAUGCCAAUUUACAGUUGGAAUUCAACAAGACAAGCUUCAGUUGGAUGAUUAUGAACGAUGUCAGUGAUGCCUCUGGGUUUGUCAGCAGCCAAGUCCUUGUAGUCAGUGACCAAACCCUAGAAUUUCAUGACGAUGGGACUACAAACUGGAUUUAAAGGUGUUUCUUCUACUUGGCCCGGCAAUAAAUGAUCUUCAAUUAAACUGGGAUGGUGCAACAGUGACUGAACAGGGAGGUUACACCAGCCUCAAAGACUGGUGGAUUAAAGCUUAUGCUCGCAGACUGCGAUGAAUUUUUUAAAUUUCACAUUACUGAUGCAACUGCUCUGAUUCAUUAUCCUGUUGGCAAAGGUGGCCAUGUGAAAGUUUUCAGGUUAUGUUAUUUUUUUUAGUUGUCACUUUUUUUCAUUUUCCGUAUUUGUUCCCACUGUUGCACCAACAGACCAUGUUCUUAACAAGUCUCUUGCUCUGUGUACUGUGGCUGUUGCACAGACUUUUCUUUAGAUUUCAAAUAUAUUUCUUUAUCUCUACUCAAAAUAAAGAUUGUAUGAAAUUCAA
Messenger RNA from Xyrichtys novacula (pearly razorfish), 11287 nucleotides. The record is from the annotation of a GenBank genome assembly. NCBI's taxonomy places the organism in Eukaryota, Metazoa, Chordata, Actinopteri, Labriformes, Labridae.